AUGACGGACAACAUUGAUCGCCCGUUGGAAAUUGUCAUUGUCGGGGCAGGCAUUGCUGGCCUUGCUGCAGCGCUUGGACUACGCAAAGAAGGGCAUCAAGUGACACUUCUCGAAAGAUCAGAGCUGGCCAAGGAAGUCGGCGCCGCCAUCCACAUCGCCCCAAAUGCACAUGGCUUGCUCAGAGAACUCGGGGUGUAUCCUGAGACGUUUGGUGCAAAUCCAGUCCAUGGACUUACUGAGUAUGAUGCGAAAAACGGAGCUCUUCGCAUGUCCGUGGACUUGAGAGAGCAAUUGAAAAUCUGGCAGCAUCCUUGGGUCUUGUCACAUAGAGUCCUGCUUCACGAGGCACUAAGAGAGCACAGUAUCUCGCCUGAAGGGACUGGCCCUCCCGCUAUUCUGAAGACUUCGGCAAAAGUCACCCACAUUGACCCUGAAACCGCGACAGUCACUCUAGAGGACGGAUCUCAAGUAUCUGGGGACUUGGUUCUGGGAGCUGAUGGGGCCAGCUCUAAUGUUCUGCAUCAGUCAGUUUCUAGGGGAGUGGUUGCUGGAGAAACCUUGAAGCCAUUCGCAUCUGGAAAGAGUGCCUUUAGAUUUAUGAUACCAUGCAACGAAAUAUUGUCCGAUUCUGAAGCUGCUACUCUAUUCAAGGAAGGAUACUUGUGCCUUUGGAUGGCUGAUGACAGAAGGCUAGUCAUGUAUCCCUGUUCCAACAAUACGAUCAUGAACUUCGUCGGUAUUCACCCUAGCUGUCUCUCUGAGACAAAGAGAGAAGAUGGUAAAACUUUCAUUAUCCAUCAGUCCCAAAUAUCUACUGACUUAGAUGUUUUAGGCUGGGAUAAUGGGGCAAGCAAGGAGGCCUUGCUUAAAGUGUAUGAAGAAUUCGGGCCACAGGUUCAAGCAUUGCUCAAGCUUGCAGACGCUUCCUCUUUAAAGAUUUGGACUCUUCUAGAUAUGGAUCGAAUCCCAAGAUGGUUCAAAGGAAAACUUGCUCUUCUUGGUGACGCUGCUCAUCCAUUUCUACCUCGAUCUGUGGCUAUCGAGGACUCUGCUUCACUUAUCGCACUGCUUCCAAGGGGAACCAACCCAGCAGACCUUCCCCAACGGUUAGCUCUGUACCAAAGGAUAAGAGAUAAAAGAGCUCAUGAUAUCCAAGAGUUCACCCGUCGGAUGGGUGCUGAUAUAAACGAUGAAACUCGAGGCAAAAUGAACAUCAUGGAAUUCGUGAAUUACAACUAUGGCCAUGACGAGUUCCACAAUUCCAGACAUGAGUUGAAGAAACUAUUGAGCUCCAUGAAUGGGCCUACGUAUCUUCGCCAGCCAAUUGCUUUUGGUCCGUCCCCCAGCCCGAGGCAAGAUCACUUUGGACGAACCUAUUCUUCGGAAGAUGCGACAUUUACAACCUACACGAUCAGAUUUAAAACUUCGGCGACAUAUUUGAAGAAUUUGUUCCCAGAAGGUGUUUUCAGCUUUGAAUCGCCGGGUACUGUUGCAGAGGCAACCCUCCGCGCGACCGAGCUACAUAAUCUACCAUGGCUAGGCGGCGGUGGCUACUGCUUCGUUGGACUAUGGAUCCACGGAGUCCAACACGUGAAGAAGGAUGGCACAAAAGUCUUGGGGUCCUUUAUCCCCUUUCUCUUUGAGAAUUUGUCUGAUCCCAUCCUCACCGGAAGAGAUGAGUUGGGAAUGCCAAAAUUACACUGCGAUAUCGAAAUAAGGAAAAACUCUGGUCGGACAAAGAUCUUUUGUGCUUGGAGGGGUGCUGAAUUCCUCAGCAUGACUCUAGGCUCUGCCCCGGCUGGACCAAACGGUGUGAUUCCCAAUGGUGACGAAGAGGCUUCAAAGCACGAGUCGGAGGGCAAUCAAUUUGUUUACCGAUACGUGCCUUCGGUGGGAAAACCUGGAGAGGCUGAUGCUGAAUAUCCGGUAAUCAUCCCCAAGCCUACCAAUUCUCCAACGGUUGUCAAUCGGACGAGGCAUGGAGAUACGAAAGAUUCUGGCAUUGAAUUUACGCCAGGAGAUUCGGAAACAUUCCCCACUAUCCACCACAUUACUUCGUUCUUGGCUGCCAUACCUAUUUCAAACAUUCUUGAGACAAAGACUGUUGAAGGAAGAGGCUUGGACGAUCUUUCAAGGGUUCAAAGGUUGCAAUAG
Molecule: messenger RNA, 2154 nt
Organism: Clonostachys rhizophaga
Lineage: Eukaryota; Fungi; Ascomycota; Sordariomycetes; Hypocreales; Bionectriaceae
Source: the annotation of a GenBank genome assembly